UCCACCCCAGAGUCUUGGCCUCUAGGAGGCAGGAACAGCAGGCCCAGCCAGCCCAGAGGACUCUCUGUCCACAGUGUAAAUAAGGACGCCACUGGCCCAUGUCCCGCAGGGAUGUAGAGGGCAGCCUCAGAGGCACUGGGCGCUCCCGGCACCAUGGAUGACGCUGCCAUCCUCAAGCGACGAGGCUACAUCCUGGGGAUAAAUUUGGGAGAGGGCUCGUACGCAAAAGUCAAGUCUGCUUACUCUGAGCGCCUGAAGUUCAACGUGGCGGUCAAGAUCAUCGACCGCAAGAAAGUCCCCACGGACUUCUUGGAGAAAUUCCUUCCCCGGGAAAUUGAGAUUCAGGCCACGCUAAACCACCGCUCCAUUAUCAGGACCUACGAGAUCUUUGAGACCUCUGAUGGCCGCAUCUACAUCAUCAUGGAGCUCGGGGUCCAGGGCGACCUCCUCGGGUUCAUCAGAACCCGGGGAGCCCUGCACGAGGAUGAUGCUCGCAAGAAGUUCCACCAGCUCUCCUCAGCCAUCAAGUACUGCCAUGACUUGGACAUUGUCCACCGAGAUCUCAAGUGUGAGAACAUUCUCCUCGACAAGGACUUCAAUAUCAAGCUCUCUGACUUUGGCUUCUCCAAGCGCUGCCCAAGGGAUGACAGUGGCCGACUGAUGCUAAGCAAGACUUUCUGUGGGUCAGCAGCUUAUGCAGCACCCGAGGUGCUGCAGGGCAUCCCCUACCAGCCCAAGGUGUGUGACAUCUGGAGUCUGGGUGUGAUCCUCUACAUCAUGGUCUGUGGCUCCAUGCCCUACGAUGACUCCAACAUCAAGAAGAUGCUGCGCAUCCAGAAGGAGCACCGCAUCAACUUCCCCCGCUCCAAGAACCUGACGGGUGAGUGCAAAGACCUCAUCUACCACCUGCUACAGCCGGACAUCAACCGGCGGCUGCACAUCGAGGAGAUCCUCAGCCACUGCUGGGUGCAGCCCAAGGCACAGGGCCUGUCCUCUGGAGUCAUCAACGAGGAGGGGGAGAGCUCCCGGGGUGCUGAGCCCUCGUGGACCCCUGAUACUCCUGAUACCCCAGCCACCAAGCUGGAGCUCCAGGAGGAAGCACGGUCCGAGACACGGCCUGAGAUACAGUCCGAGUCAAAACCUGAUGAGACGAUGCAAAUGCGGGUGUCAAGGCAGUCAGAUCCCACAGGCCUUAAUGGCGAGCUGCAAAGCAGGGAAACAGAGGAGGGGGUUCCCUCACGGCCUCCAGAGACACACACCUAGCGAGCCUCUCUCGGCCCAGGGGACUGGCAGGGAAUGAUGCAGAGCUCAUGGCUUUGAGCCUGAGCUCCAAAGAAGCCAAGGGACAAGCCAAAGAAGGAAAACUGUCCUGGAUGAGCCACUAUUUUCAUCAGUUCCUUCUCCUUUCCUUUGAACUUGGUAACCCACAUGGCUAAAAAAGCAAUAAAUAUUAGUGCAGAC
Messenger RNA from Prionailurus viverrinus (fishing cat), 1461 nucleotides. RefSeq names its product testis specific serine kinase 1B (gene TSSK1B). Gene Ontology annotation, molecular function: ATP binding; protein serine/threonine kinase activity; tau-protein kinase activity. The record is from RefSeq and is a predicted model, not a curated record. Gene Ontology annotation, cellular component: cytoplasm. The transcript has a single exon. The coding region runs from base 154 to 1263 and encodes 369 amino acids. Lineage: Eukaryota; Metazoa; Chordata; Mammalia; Carnivora; Felidae. Gene Ontology annotation, biological process: protein phosphorylation; intracellular signal transduction; microtubule cytoskeleton organization.